Molecule: messenger RNA, 2262 nt
Organism: Talaromyces stipitatus ATCC 10500
Lineage: Eukaryota; Fungi; Ascomycota; Eurotiomycetes; Eurotiales; Trichocomaceae
Product: 5'-nucleotidase, putative
Exons: 5
Coding region: 1-2262 (753 amino acids)
Biological process (GO): nucleotide catabolic process
Molecular function (GO): hydrolase activity
Source: RefSeq, a predicted model, not a curated record
AUGAGCUCAGCACCGGAGAACGAUGAGGGGCUUACAAUCACAUAUUCGUCCGGUCAAGAGGGAGCUCCGGAUCUCCGUCUGAUUCAUUAUAACGAUGUGUACCAUGUUGAGUCUGGCUCGUCCGAUCCCAUCGGCGGCGUUGAACGAUUCCAGACCGUUAUGAACCAAUACCGAUCCGCUCCUCGGUACAGCGGUCUCUCCGAAGUAAUCACUCUAUUUUCCGGGGAUGUUUUCAACCCAAGUUUGGAGAGCACAGUUACAAAGGGACAGCAUAUGGUACCCUUUUUGAAUAAGAUUGGGACAGAUGUUGCUUGCAUUGGAAAUCAUGAUUUAGAUUUCGGCGUCGCGCAGUUUCGACAUUUACGAAGUCAAUGCAAGUUCCCUUGGUUGUUGGCUAAUGUCAUUGAUCCGGCGCUUGGAGAUGAUGUGCCACUCGCAAACUGCGAAAAGACAGUUAUGUUGACUUCGUCAAAUGGUAUAAAGAUAGGUGUUAUUGGAUUGGGUGAGCGAGAGUGGUUAGGCACGAUCAAUUCUCUUCCACCUGAUCUUAUAUAUAAAUCUGCUUCUCAGACUGCCAUCGAGCUAGUCCCCAAACUGCGUGAACAAGGCGCUGAGAUUGUGAUUGCGCUUACUCAUCAGCGCGAACCCAACGAUAUCAAGCUAGCCGAGAAAGUACCUGCGGGUUUUAUUGAUAUUAUCCUUGGUGGUCAUGACCACUUCUACGCACAUUCUGUCAUUAAUGGUACUCACGUUUUGCGUUCGGGCACUGAUUUCAGACAAUUAAGUUACAUAGAAGCCUUUCGCAAACCAAACUCAAAAGGUUGGGACUUUAACAUUACUCGUCGCGAGAUUGUCCGCUCUAUUCCACCCGAUUCUGAGAUCGGAGUCCUCGUUGACAAACUUACCUCCACACUCAAGGCCAAAUUGGAGAAACCUGUUGGAUAUACUGCAUCCGCACUGGAUGGACGAUUCACGACUGUGAGAACGCGUGAAUCGAAUCUGGGCAACUUUAUAUGCGAUUUGAUGCGUUUCUAUUACCAUGCGGAUUGCGCUAUAAUGGCCGGCGGUACUAUACGUGGUGAUCAAGUCUAUCCGCCAGGUCUGUUACGACUCAAAGAUGUGUUGAACUGUUUUCCUUUUGAGGACCCUGUCGUUGUUCUCAAAGUAACCGGCCGAGAAGUGGUUGAGGCGCUGGAAAAUGGUGUUAGCCAGUUGCCUGCUCUGGAGGGUCGUUUCCCUCAGGUGUCAAACAUCACAUUUGAGUACACUGCGUCUUCACCACCAGGCAGUCGCAUUAACUGGGUGAAACUCGGGGGUGAACCGAUUAAUUAUAAGCAACACUACACUCUUGCAACACGAGGGUACAUGGCUCGCGGCAAAGACGGUUAUACCUCUCUAUUAGUACAAUCAGAAGGCGGCGAGAUCGAAGAACUCGUUAGCGAAGAGAACGGAAUGUUGAUUUCUGCUAUCUUACGACAGUACUUUUUAAGUUUGAAGGUUAUGGGAAAAUGGAGACGAAUGAGUAAAUCGUUGCACAAGCAUUGGGACGGCGUUCAUUCGCGGCUACAUGCUCAGAUAGGAGGGAGCUGGAUCAAAACUCCGUCUCCAGCUGUUGAGAGGAAGGAGCCAAAUAUGUCAAGUCAUUUCCCUGCUAAUUCCGCCGCGUUCAAGACAACCACAACGACGACAACAACAGUGGAAUACCGUAUCCAGCAUACUCAUUUGAAACACAAACCACGUCCCCAUCUCAGGCGGUAUGGCCGGUACUAUGAACCGCAUCGCCAUCAUGCUCAUGACGAUACUAGUACCAAGCAAAAAUCAGAAACGUCUCUUUCCGCAUCCUAUCCAUCCUCGGAUGAUUCAUCGGCUACCAAACACUCUAUUGACUCACACCUAGACUCAGACUCAGACUCCGAGCCUGAAAUUCUCGUCUCCUCGCACGAAGAAAGGAAUUAUGUGACAACAACAGCGAAAACACCCGCCGAAGAGGAACAGCGGAUACGAUUAGCGAGAAAAGUCCUCAAGAAAUGGAUGCGAAUUGCUGGCGUACAUGGCAAAACGGGAGUUGUGGAGGAAGCAGGUGAAGAGUUUACGCCGUCAUGGACAUGGGGCAUUGCGCCGAGAUGUGAAGGAAGGAUUCUGGUAAGGACGAGGGUUGUCGAGGAUGGUGGUGUGGGACUUGGAGAGGGGAAGAGGACGGAGAAUAUCAAUGAUGGGAUGUUUCAUACCCAAAAAUAUAUAUUGUAUGGCACGGUUAGCUGA